UGAACGUAUCUAUUUCAAUUUUCACAACACCGCGUGUGUCUUCCUUGCGUAUACUUGCAGCGAGUGCGACGUUCCGGCUGGAUUCGACAGAACAUUCGCGAAGUGGAGAGCGACGCUGACCACAUGUACAGAAUGGCAGUCAUGUCGAUGCUGUUCGAGAAUAAAUACGGACUCGACCGAACCAAAUGCAUCAAGCUGUCACUUGUUCACGACAUGGCCGAGGCACUUGUGGGCGACCUGACGCCGCAUGACAACGUACCGAAGAAAGAAAAGCAUUUACGAGAAACGCAAGCCAUGAAGCUUAUGUGUAGUUUACUAAGCAAAGAAUUAGGAAAUGAAAUGUACACGUUAUGGGAGGAAUAUGAGGCGCAGGAAACGCCCGAGGCACGGGUCGUGAAGGAUCUGGAUAGGUUCGACAUGGUAAUGCAGGCGUACGAGUACGAGCGGUUAGAAGAUCGAGCAGGAGAAUUCCAGGAGUUCUACCAGUCGACCAACGGUACGUUCAGACAUCCCGAGGUGAAAGACUGGGUGGUCGAACUGAAUCGCAUGCGUGCCACGCUGAUAAAGCAGAAAAUAGGACACUGAUGGAGAUCACCAUUGACUCCUCCUUAUCUUUGCUCCUGUUCUUGGUCCUCCUUUUCCCUCCCCUUCAUUUUCCAUCCUAUCCUCCUCCUCCUCCCCUUGAUGAUACAAGGCUCUCAGGGGUGCAUCAUAACCAGAAGAACUACAAGUUGAUCGCUAGUACAGAGUGACCACGGUCACUCUAGUCUUCAUGUAGAUGGCGCUGGUAUCUGUUCGCCUAAUAAUUACGCAGUGGCACUUUUCCCAGUGUUGUACCAUAUACAUUACUAAUAUACAUAUACAUACUAUAUACAUACACAUACUACUACAUAUAUACAUAAUUACUAUAUACAUACACAUACUACUACAUAUACGUAAUUACUAUAUAUACAUAUACAUAACCAUGAAUAUUUAAUCUGUGCCAAACAAGAACAGCAACAGUAGAGAAUUCUGAUAAUAUAUAUUUAAUUUGUUCAUCACCGGUGCGUGUCUUAAAAAAGACUUUAACUAAGAUCAGGAGUUAAUAAAGACAAAUUAUCUGUUAUUAACCAGUUGUUUGUCUUUAUUAACUCCUGCUAAGAUGUAUA
Messenger RNA from Priapulus caudatus, 1148 nucleotides. Its product is annotated as HD domain-containing protein 2-like. The transcript has 5 exons. Gene Ontology annotation, cellular component: cytoplasm. Gene Ontology annotation, molecular function: 5'-deoxynucleotidase activity. The coding region runs from base 124 to 585 and encodes 153 amino acids. NCBI's taxonomy places the organism in Eukaryota, Metazoa, Priapulida, Priapulimorpha, Priapulimorphida, Priapulidae. The record is from RefSeq and is a predicted model, not a curated record.